Messenger RNA from Aplosporella prunicola CBS 121167, 1444 nucleotides. RefSeq lists its product as uncharacterized. Gene Ontology annotation, biological process: mitochondrial tRNA threonylcarbamoyladenosine modification. The coding region runs from base 56 to 1345 and encodes 429 amino acids. The transcript has a single exon. Gene Ontology annotation, cellular component: mitochondrion. NCBI's taxonomy places the organism in Eukaryota, Fungi, Ascomycota, Dothideomycetes, Botryosphaeriales, Aplosporellaceae. The record is from RefSeq and is a predicted model, not a curated record.
GGCUUGGUUUCACAUUUCCGCCAUGUCUCGCUGACCACGUCGCCUCGUUCCAGCCAUGCUCCGCCACAGCACCUUGCGCCUCGCGAGGCCUUUGCGGAGAAAUCUUUUUAGGCCAAUCACAGCAUGGAUACCACGACGAGAGCUUCUUACUCUGGCCAUCGAGACGUCCUGCGAUGACACUUCCGCCGCGGUGCUGGAGACCAAGGACAAUGACCGGAAGCCAGACGAACCCGCAGCGGUCCUGCACUUCCACAAAAAAGUCACCGCCGACAACACCAAGUUCCUAGGCGUGCAUCCCGUGACGGCGCUGGAGUCGCAUCAAGAAAAUCUGGCAAUCCUCGUGCAGGAAGCAAUCAAGAAGCUCCCCGCAGCAAAUGACACCGCUUCGUCAUCUACGAGCCAAAACGAUGCCUCGGCGCCGCCCAUCCGCGUCCCUGUCGGCAACGGCGUCGUCGAAUAUAAGCAACGUCCCGACUUCGUCUCGGUCACGCGCGGCCCCGGCAUGCGCUCGAACCUGUUCACCGGGCUGGACACGGCCAAGGGCCUCGCCGUCGCAUGGCAGGUCCCCUUCGUAGGCGUGAACCACAUGCACGCGCACGCGCUGACGCCGCGCCUGGCGUCUGCACUGGCGCAGCCCAGCACCACGCCCACACCCUCCUCAGCCACAUCUGCAUCUCCCUCUACCCCACCAACUCCGCAGCACGACCCCGCGCCCGCCUUCCCUUUCCUCUCCGUCCUCGUCUCCGGCGGCCACACCCUCCUCAUCCACUCGAGCGACCUAACUUCGCACAAAGUGCUAGGCAGCACGAUUGACACCGCGAUCGGGGAGAGCCUAGACAAGAUCGCGCGGGCCGUUGUGCCCGCCUCGCAGGUCGCGGCCUGGGGCGACACGAUGUACGGGGCUUUGCUGGAGGAAUUCGCCUUUCCCUCCGGUGCCGCCGACUUCGAGGCCUACUACACGCCGCCGACGACGCGCAAGGGCGAGCUUAAGCGCCGCAUCUCGCCAACCUAUGGCUGGGCCCUUAGGCCUCCGCUCUCGCACAGCCCGACGGCGCGCAGCCUGGACAUGAGUUUUUCAGGCCUGGCGACUAUGCUGGAGCGGCUUGUAGAGUUUGGCUGGGACGUGUUGAGGAAGACAGUGGGGAAGGAGACGAGGGCGCCGGAGGAGGUGGGCGUGCAUGAGCGCAGGGAGCUGGCAAGAGAGGCGAUGAGGAUUGCUUUUGAGCAUUUGGCUGGGCGGGUAGUGUUGGCUUUGGAGGGGAUGGAGCCGGAGAAGCGGAACAAGAUCCGUACGGUCGUGGUUAGUGGUGGCGUGGCAAGUAAUAAGUUUUUGAGGUUUGUGUGAGUAUCCCCUCUUCCUUUUCUCUUUUUCUCUCUCUCUCCCCCUCCUUCUCUUCCUUCCUCCUCGUUCUAUUCCCCCCACACAUCCCACUAAUACACCCCA